Molecule: messenger RNA, 1989 nt
Organism: Priapulus caudatus
Lineage: Eukaryota; Metazoa; Priapulida; Priapulimorpha; Priapulimorphida; Priapulidae
Exons: 2
Coding region: 1-1989 (662 amino acids)
Source: RefSeq, a predicted model, not a curated record
AUGUAUCAACGCGGCAACGCUCCCACGUCGUCCAAUUGGGUUUUCGGUAUCGUUGAACGCCACACCCGUAAAUGUGUGCUCUACAUCAUGAAAGAUCGGAAGCGAACGACGUUGCUCCCGCUCAUACAACGACCUGUACAAGAUGGCAGCACCAUCUAUUCCGAUGAAUUCGCCCGCUACAAAUCUUUACGUCGGCUCGGCUACGAUCAUCAAACCGUCUGCCACAAGACCGAGUUUCUUUCCCCGGACGGAGUGUGCACGAAUACCAUUGAAGGCCUCUGGUCUGAGGCAAAGCUGCGCAUCAAGCACAUGCACGGCGUCAGGACGAGUAUGUUUCCAGGUGUGCUCGAUGAGUUCAUGUACCGCUGUGACACUCCCCAGUUUGCACAGAUAUACGUCCAUGACCCUGACCAUGACCAAGAGGAGGCACACAUUCGCCUUGGACACAUGCACCUACCUGCCAGCACUACCAUCAUCCAGCGCAACAUGUUGUUAACUUUGCUGCAGUCUCUUCAGCUUCAACUUCGGCAAUGCAACCCCUAUGUGCAAGAUUUCAUCCAGGCCUGUGACAUACCUGCAGCUGAACUUGGUCAAGUCAACUUUGUCAUCAGCGAGAGUGCCAGACCUCUAGGAGAGCAUGUCAGACGGUACAACCGCAGCUUUAAGGAAGUGUCAGUCCUGAUGGCAGAUGCACCUGGCAAAAAUGACUUUGUACUUCAUAUGAGGGAAAGAGCAUUGCAGACCUUACAAUACACACACCGCGCCACCGACCCACUUUACUAUAUCUUGCUUUUUCCUCGCGGCACAGAUGGCUGGCAUCUUGGGCUAUGCCAUGUUAACCCACGGACAGGAGAACCAGUCAAUAAGCGCAUGGUGUCAAGAGAAUUCUACACGUACCGCCUCCAGCUCCGCCAAAACCAGUCAGAUGCCCUAUUUCGAGCAAAGCGCCUGUUCCAAGAGUACUGCUGCAUGGCCUUUGCAACAGCAGAGAACCAGCGCCUCUUCUAUCUAAAGAACAACCAGAAGAAGCUGCGUGCUGAGCUCUACAACAACAUCUGUGACAUGGUUCAUGCUCACGAUGCAGCUGGCAAGCCAGGAGAUCCAGCAUUUGGUAAACCUGUCAUCCUGCCACCAUCAUUUGCUGGGGGACCACGUGAAAUGCACCGCCGAUUUCAAGACGCCAUGGCCAUUGUUAGGAAGUAUCACAGGCCUGACCUCUUCAUCACCAUGACCUGCAACCCUGGCUGGAAAGAAAUCAAGCAUGCGCUGCUUCCAAACCAGACCCCUACUGACAGACUUGACAUCGUCGCUCGGGUAUUCAAAGAGAAACUCAGGGCAUUCCUUGAUGAAAUCAUCAAAGAUGGCAUCAUUGGUAAGGUCACCGCUCACUUAUAUGUUGUCGAGUUUCAGAAGAGAGGUCUACCUCAUGCUCACAUCCUCAUCAUCCUUCGACAGGACUGCAGGCUGCACAAAGCUGAAGACGUCGACAAGGUAGUCUGUGCCGAGCUCCCACCUGACCCCUUAAGCUUUGAAGAGGGCUCUCUGCAACGUCAGCAGACGCAACGCCUCCAGAAUAUCAUCUUGCAGUGCAUGCUGCAUGGUCCCUGUGGUUCGCAGUACGCAAAUGCACCCUGCAUGAAGAAUGGAAUGUGUGACAAGGGCUACCGGAAGGCCUUCAACAAGGAAACAGACUGGAACACCCAUGAGACAUACCCGACGUACCGAAGACGUUCCCCUCAGCAAGGCGGUCGACAAAUCUUCUACAAGAAUCGCAAAGUCGACAAUAGCUGGGUUGUCCCAUACAACCCCUACACAAGCACAAGGUAUAAUGCGCACAUCAACUGCGAAGCCUGCUGCUCAGCACUUGCAGCAAAGUACCUUUUUAAGUACGUACACAAGGGUCCCGAUCGUGCAAUGAUGCACGUGCAAGGUUCAGAAGAACACACACGGACAUCUGUGCAUGUCAGGGAUGAAGUCACCGACUAUUAA